Molecule: messenger RNA, 1401 nt
Organism: Aspergillus clavatus NRRL 1
Lineage: Eukaryota; Fungi; Ascomycota; Eurotiomycetes; Eurotiales; Aspergillaceae
Product: N(6)-L-threonylcarbamoyladenine synthase family protein
Exons: 2
Coding region: 1-1401 (466 amino acids)
Biological process (GO): mitochondrial tRNA threonylcarbamoyladenosine modification
Cellular component (GO): mitochondrion
Source: RefSeq, a predicted model, not a curated record
AUGCUGACCUCAAGCUCUACGGCUGCGCUUCUGCGCAAGCGAAUAUGGACGGGUUCGAGAAACUGUAUACAAUACCGAAGGCGAGGGUUGUUGACCCUUGCUAUUGAGACCUCGUGUGAUGAUACAUCGGUUGCAAUCGUCGAAAAAGACUCGUCUACACACAUUAACUCUACAAAAGUUCAUUUCCUCGAAAGCAUAACUGCAGAUACGCGGGAAUACCGAGGCAUUCAUCCGCUCCUUGCGCUCGAAUCGCACCAAGAGAAUCUAGCGAAGCUCGUCAACAAGGCACUGAAACAUUUGCCUGCUGCUACAGAAACGGAUUCUGGUGGCCCCAGAUCAAUCACUUUAGCGGAUGGCUCUCGACGUCGCAAGCCGGAUUUCAUCUCCACUACGAGAGGACCGGGUAUGCGUUCGAACCUCUUCGUCGGACUCGAUACCGGAAAGGGACUUUCCGUCGCCUGGCAGAUCCCCUUCGUUGGCGUGCACCAUAUGCAAGCGCAUCUCUUGACACCUCGUCUCGUAUCUUCCCUAAGUCGGGCACAAACCGACAGUCAUGAUACCGCUAGCAACUUGCCCACCACACCUGAGUUUCCCUUCCUAUCCAUUCUUGUCUCGGGCGGCCAUUCGAUCCUCGUCAAGUCAUCCUCCAUCACGGACCAUGAGAUACUAGCUUCAAGCGUUGAUACUGCAAUUGGGGAUGCGCUGGACAAAUCUGCGCGGGAAAUUCUCCCCACCACUCUGCUUAACGAAGCUAAAACAACGAUGUAUGGCAAAAUGCUGGAACAAUUUGCUUUCCCCAACGGCAGCUUCGACUAUGCAGAUUACAGUCCACCCAAGACUCGAGGCGAAGAGCUAGUCAAACGCGAGAGCCCAUGGGGUUGGUCUCUCACUGCCCCCUUUGCCAACACCCGCGAGCUACGGUUCGGCUUCUCGUCCAUUGCAACGACCGUCACGAAGGUGAUGGGUUCUAAAGAGAAGGGUGGCCAGAGUAUGUCCCACGAGGAGCGUGUUGCUCUGGCCCGCGAGGCCAUGCGCGUUUCCUUUGAACAUCUUGCUUCCCGGACAGUGAUGGCUCUGGAGGGUCUAAGGCAGCAAGCGGAGAAGGCUGGAGAGCAAGAAAUUAAGACUCUUGUUGUCAGUGGCGGCGUUGCUGCGAAUCGCUUUCUCAUGACGGUGCUGCGGUCAUUCCUUGAUAUCCGCGGGUUUGCAAAUGUCGAUAUCGUUGCGCCGCCACCAUACUUAUGCACCGAUAAUGCGGCUAUGAUCGGGUGGGCGGGCAUUGAGAUGUUCGAGGCCGGCUGGCGGACAGACCUCGGAAGCAGGGCCUUAAGAAAAUGGACGCUGGAUCCACGCGCUGAAGACGGUGGGAUUCUGGGUCCAACUGGUUGGGAGCGGCUGUAA